UUGCAACUAAAAAUCACGGCCUGCUCCGGGCAGCUGCUGCCCCCAUGAGUUGCCCGACGAGCAAGAGAGAAUCUUGUCAAGAGCCUUCUACUACUUUCCCAAAACCGAGCGAAAUUCGGUGGAUGUAAAAGAGGAAGAAAAACGAAGAGAAGCUAUGGAGGGUAGCCAAUCCACUGUAAGAAGGGCGACGUUCCAUCUGCCGUUCGAGAUAGCGAUUGAAAUCCUAUCGAGGUUGCCAGUGAAAUCCCUCUUGCGAUUCAAAUCCGUUUGCAAAAGCUGGUACGCUCUCAUCAAAACCCCUAGUUUUAUUUCCAAACAUCUUCUGACCCAAUCCACUCUAAAUUCCACCUCUCUCCUAGUAACCACUUGUUACUAUGGUGAUAAAACCCCAAAGUAUGCCAUGUCUUUACUUUCCAACGAUGGGUUCAGUGGCCCUAUCGAUUUUCCGUUUUUAACUCCCACGAAUUAUCAUUCCAUUUCGCGCCCGACUGAGGGGACUUGUUUUAGGGUUGUGGGUAUCUGUAACGGUUUAGUUUGCAUAAAUCUAUCGCGCUUUGGAUUUCCCUUGAUUCUAUGCAAUCCCUCCACCAGACAGUUUCAAGAAAUUCCGGGUGCCGAAUGGAAUUGGGUCGAUGAGAAUAACUAUGUUUACAGGAUUAGUUAUGGGUUUGGCUUCCAUCCCAGUGCUAAUGAUUACAAGUUGAUUAGGAUUGCGCUUUAUCUUAAUACCUUGUUUGAAGAAAAUAUCCGAGCUGAUCUGUAUGUGAUGAGCACUGGUACUUGGACGAAAAUUGAUGUUAACAAGCUUUCGUUGUUCUUUGGGGUGAUGAAUGAAUUGUGGGAGUAUGAUAACAUCGUGCGAAUUGAUGGUGGUUCUGCUUCAGCAGUCUUGAAUGGAGUUUUCUAUUGGCCGGCGCGUGUAGGUCCGAAUAUAGUCCCAACUGAUCAAGUGGUUGUUAUGUCCUUCGACAUGGGUAAUGAGGUGUUUAGAAAAAUUAGAACACCGGAGUGUUUGGGUGGGACUUGGGAUGAAAUUUACUGGCAAUUUACGGAACUAGAUGAUAAACUUGCUCUUGUUGUUUCUCAUCAGAAAAGUGGCUUUGAUGUGUGGGUGUUGAAUGAAAACGAGAGUUCUUGGACUAACCAAAUGAAAGGUGUAUCUCUUCCAAUUCCAAGGAUUGCAAGUGACAUGGGAAAUGGGGAAGAUGUUGAAAGUACAGUGGUGGGAGGUGGGAAUAAUGGUGAAUUGUUAUUGACUCGGCAAAAUGUUUCUGGCGAUAUAAAACUCGUUUCGUAUGAUACAAAGACCCAGCAGACUAAGGAUCUUUGUUUUGGUCAUGUUCAGUAUGAAUCUGGUCUUUAUUUGUAUGUGGGGACCCUACUUCCAGUCAUGCAAGCCAAUGAAGUCGUGCUCAACUAGAAGAAUGUGAAAAGGGGGAAUUGAGUUCGGGGAAUCUACUCAUCGGGAGUGAUUAGCUAUUUCUUAUGUUUCUUUCUCUGGUCAUGUUCAAUUUAGUUGUAGCAGCUUAACUAUAUGCACGAAGUAGUCUCUUCUGAAAACUAACUGAAACUACCUUUUUGUUACUGCUAUGUUGUGUUCCAUGUACGACUCCAAAAGUACUUUCUUUUGAAUAUGUAAUAUAUCUUUAUAGGUGGAAUGUGUAAUUGACUUUCAUCAACGGUGAUAGUUUUAAUUUCUGCAUGUGAUCCUUAAUCCUU
Rhododendron vialii is the source of this 1719-nucleotide messenger RNA. Its product is annotated as F-box/kelch-repeat protein At3g23880-like. NCBI's taxonomy places the organism in Eukaryota, Viridiplantae, Streptophyta, Magnoliopsida, Ericales, Ericaceae. Gene Ontology annotation, molecular function: protein binding. The transcript has a single exon. The record is from RefSeq and is a predicted model, not a curated record. Bases 155 to 1420 code for a protein of 421 amino acids.